This is a messenger RNA of Glycine soja, 1263 nucleotides long. RefSeq lists its product as uncharacterized. The record is from RefSeq and is a predicted model, not a curated record. NCBI's taxonomy places the organism in Eukaryota, Viridiplantae, Streptophyta, Magnoliopsida, Fabales, Fabaceae. Bases 1 to 1263 code for a protein of 420 amino acids. The transcript is spliced from 2 exons.
AUGGCUGAGGAUCAACCACGGAGGUUGAUUCAAGGAAAUUUGUUUCAUGGUUUUCCGAAUGAAGACCCUUACGCACACCUUGCUACUUAUAUAGAAAUUUGCAACACAGUAAAAAUUGCAUGUGUGCCGGAAGAUGCAGUGAGGCUUAGCUUGUUCUCAUUUUCGUUGGCUGGAGAAGCCAAGAGGUGGAUGCACUCGUUUAAGGGAAACCGUUUCAAGACUUGGGAAGAGGUUGUAGAAAAGUUUUUGAAGAAGUACUUUCUUGAGUCCAAGACAGCUGAAGGCAAGGCAGCUAUCUCUUCAUUCCAUCAAUUUCCAGAUGAAUCCCUAAGUGAAGCGCUUGAGAGAUUUCGUACCUUGCUGCGGAAGACACCAACUCAUGGAUUAUCCAAGCCGAUUCAGCUGAACAUUUUUAUAGAUGGUUUGAGACCACAGUCCAAGCAGUUAUCAAAUGCUUCUGCUGGAGGAAAAAUUAAGUUGAAGACUACUGAAGAAGAAAUGGAACUUAUUGAAAAUAUGCCUGCUAGUGAUCAUGAUAUUUUGCGUGAUCGGACUCAUGUACCUACAAAGAGAAGCAUGCCGGAGCUUUCUUCACAAGAUGCACUGUUGGUGCAGAACAAGCUGCUAGCUAAGCAGCUAGAAUCAUUGACGGAGACACUUAGUAAGCUGCCAACCCAAUUACAAGCGACUCAACCUUCACAUUCAGUAGUUAUGCAGGUUGGAGGUUGUAGCAUAUGUGGAGGAGUACAUGAGUCUAGUUGCUGUAUAACCCUUGAUGAUGCUGCAAAAGAAGUGAAUUAUAUGGGAAAUCAACACAGACCAGGGUUUAAUGCAGGUGGAUUUGCAGGUUACCAGCAAGAUGCCAAUUUUAAUCAAAAUCAAGGGCAGUGGAGGUCUCAUCCUGGAAACCAGUUCAACAAAGAACAAGGAGGACCAUCCAGUAGGCCUCAGAAUCAAUGGCCUAGCCUUUAUGAAAGGACUACCAAGUUGGAGGAGACUUUGGCUCAAUUCAUGCAAGUUUCAAUGUCCAAUCACAAGAGCACAGAGUCUGCUAUAAAGAACCUGGAGAUUCAAGUAGGACAACUAGCUAAGCAGAUAGCUAAAUAUUCUUCUAGAGGUUUUGGGGCCAAUACUAAAAAAAAUACCAAAGAAGAAUGUAAGGUUUUCAUAACUAGAAGCAAGAAGGUAACCAUGGUAGAAGAUGAAGGGAGGAAUAAUGAAAAGCAGGAGUUAGUAGCUAAAGAAGAAAAAGAAAAAGAAUAA